Molecule: messenger RNA, 1543 nt
Organism: Parasteatoda tepidariorum (common house spider)
Lineage: Eukaryota; Metazoa; Arthropoda; Arachnida; Araneae; Theridiidae
Cellular component (GO): membrane
Source: RefSeq, a predicted model, not a curated record
UAGAAAAGUGAACAUGAAUAAGCAAGCUUUGGAAUUAAUUACAAUUUUAUGCAAUAUUUUGGUCUUUUUCACGCAUGUUCGAAAUAUAGAAUCGCUAGAAUUUAAAACAUUUCAAGAUGGUAGAACGUUUGAAGUUAGAAAAGAUGCGGCUGUUGAAAUGUUUACUAAUGAUACAUUCAAUAACCAAAUGUCUCAGGGAGUUUCAGAUAAUGCAUCCGAGCUAUGUACUUUUAAUCAACAUGAAUGUGGUUACUCAUCUACAAGACACGGCCAUAUGCAAUGGAGCUGGAAAGACUUAUCUGCUAAGAUCGAAAAUUAUCACUAUAAAGAAUUGCAAGGUGGUGUUUGGUUUAUAAAAGAUAUCCUUAAGAACAGUGAAACAGCGCUAGAAGUUCUGUUGCGAACACCAAAAUAUUUCUCAAAAAGAAUGCAUUCAUUCAAAUGCUUGCACUUCUAUGCUUAUUGGAACAGAUUUCUUGAGAAUGACAACACAAUGACGCCAAACUACAUCCGAAUAUCUCAAGCUCCUAGAAAAUACAAUAAUUAUUAUAAAGAUUUCAAACUUGAAGCUGAUCGAUGGCUGGAAAUUAAAGUAGAUAUGAGCGUAUCUGAAGAUUAUCAAGUAGAGUUUGCUACUUUUUCUUACUAUACUCGAUCCAUUGUUGUCGUGGAUGAUGUUAGGAUCGUGGAUGGGAGAUGUUCAGAUAUGAAGCCUAUUACAAGUCCAUCAACUACUACUACUUCUGAAUUUACUACAACAAGUACUCCAGAUCCCUUUACCAGUACUUUAUCUACGACAGAAAAUACUCCGGAUCUCUUUACCAGUACUUUGUCUACAACAGAAAGUACUCCGGAUCUCUUUACCAAUACUUUGUCUACGACAGAAAGUACUCUGGAUCUCUUUAUCAGUACUUUGUCUACGACAGAAAGUACUUCAACUAUUGGUUCGAUUGACGAAGAGAAAACUAGAAAGACUAUGUUCACCAGAGAAGAUCAAAAUACAAAUCCUUCUUUCACGACUGAAGGAACUUCUCUUGGAAGACUAACUACUAGCAAAGACAGUGCAAGUCCAUCGAUAUCCACAUUCCAAUUAACAAGCACUUCAAAGCAAGUUACCAGUAACAAGAUUUCAACUCUAAGUACUACUUCAGCAAUUAGUACGAGUGACAUCGAAAACAUUGGAACAUCGAACAUCACCAAGGAUGACAAAAAGGAAAAACCCACGACAAUGGCUUUGAUUAUUGAACCAGCAACCAAACACCAGAUGCUAGUGUUUAUUUUUAUUUGCUUUCUGGGAGCUACUUUUUUCAUUGUUCUUGUUGGAGUCGCCUUGUCUGCAAUAACGUAUAAAAGCACAGUAUUUUGCUUCCUCAUGUUGGCUCGAAAUACAAAAUCGCUGAAAAUUAAAUCAUUACAAGAAGAUGGUAGAGCACUUGAAAUUAGAAAAGAUGUGGCUGUUGAUCCACAAAAUACUGAUAGAAUCAAUAACCAAUUGAAUUUAGAAGGAAGUGUAAUUUUAUUUUCAUUCAAGGAACAGUCAUGA